AUGAUUUUAAGGCACCAUCUGUUCAAGAGCGCCUACGCCAGAGGGGUGACUCGACUGCCAACAGCAACGCGGAGGUGCCUCUCGUCCUCAGCACUGGAAGGCCUGCAAAAGCCAGUGCAAUCCUACAUCUCUCGGUCGCGUGAUCCAUACCUGAAUCUGUCCAUCGAGCAUUAUCUGCUACAGAAAGCUGCACCUGAUUCGGCUGUACUAUUUCUGUACGUCAACCGUCCUAGCAUCAUCAUCGGCAGGAACCAGAAUCCAUGGCUGGAGGUCAAUCUUGCAUUGCUGGAUGCUUCCCGUGGACGACCCGAAACGGAGCCUCCCGGUCUGGGAGGUGUUGAUCUUGUACGGAGGAGGAGUGGUGGCGGCACAGUCUUCCAUGAUGAGGGAAAUGUGAACUGGACGGUGAUAUGUCCUUCGACCCAGUUCACCCGCGACAAGCAUGCCGAAAUGGUAGUGCGGGCAUUGAGGAGCUGUGGUGUCGAGCGAUCAAGAGUCAAUGCUCGGCAUGACAUUGUACUUGAUCAAGGCCAUCGUGCUGCGAGGGCUGACCCAGACGACACGCACAGCACACCUUUCGAGGCCAUUGACUUUGAUACACCGAAGCCAUUGAAGGUCUCUGGCUCUGCGUACAAGCUCACCAGAAACCGGGCACUGCAUCACGGAACGUGCUUACUGUCAAGCCCGAAUCUUCCUGUCAUACCAGACUACUUACAUUCGCCCGCGAAGCCGUUCAUGACUGCUCGUGGUGUCGAGAGUGUUAGCUCACCGGUUGGGAACAUCUUGCUGAGCAACGACGACUUUAUCGCAGCCGUGCAGAAGCACUUUUCGAAGCACUACGAGGCUCAAAGUCAGCCGACGAUAGAGGUCGAUGAAGGGUGGUUAGAGCAGGAAGAUAUCCGCAAAGGCUACGAGGAACUGAAGUCUCUCGACUGGACAUACCUACAGACGCCACAGUACAGUCUGUCGACCAAAUCUCAGGUGCUCCUUGAUGCUGAUCUCGAACUUUCCGUUCGAUACGGUGCCAUCACGGAUGGUGCGCUUACUAUCGGUGCUGAGGGCGGCGCGUCAGACCAGAAGCAUGCCCUCGACAGCAGGAUGAUCCGUCGCAAGGUGCACGAGGUCGACUCGUGGGAGUCUGCCAUGGGAAUAACCUUGGAUCACCUGGACUCCUGGCAGCGUGGACGCUUGAUAGAGUGGCUGGAGAAAAUGCUACCGAGACCUAUAGCUCCUUGA
Molecule: messenger RNA, 1236 nt
Organism: Fulvia fulva
Lineage: Eukaryota; Fungi; Ascomycota; Dothideomycetes; Mycosphaerellales; Mycosphaerellaceae
Product: Putative lipoate-protein ligase A
Exons: 1
Coding region: 1-1236 (411 amino acids)
Biological process (GO): protein lipoylation
Cellular component (GO): cytoplasm; mitochondrion
Molecular function (GO): lipoyltransferase activity
Source: RefSeq, a predicted model, not a curated record